Molecule: messenger RNA, 1113 nt
Organism: Cadophora gregata
Lineage: Eukaryota; Fungi; Ascomycota; Leotiomycetes; Helotiales; Ploettnerulaceae
Exons: 2
Coding region: 1-1113 (370 amino acids)
Biological process (GO): glutathione metabolic process
Cellular component (GO): cytosol
Molecular function (GO): 5-oxoprolinase (ATP-hydrolyzing) activity
Source: RefSeq, a predicted model, not a curated record
AUGGGAGACUACCAGACAGAAACCUCCGGUUCCGCUGGAUCCGGCAUCAAGAUUUCGAUAGACAGAGGUGGGACAUUUACAGAUGUGCAUGCCUCAGUGCCAGGCAAAGACGACAUUAUUCUCAAAGUUCUUUCUGUUGACCCUGCGAACUACAGCGAUGCACCUACAGAGGGUGUUCGACGGAUUCUGGAACUAGUCACGGGGAAGCCGCACCCACGCGGUGAACCUCUUGAUACCAAUCUAAUCGAGAGAAUUCGCAUGGGCACUACUGUCGGAACGAAUGCUUUACUUGAGAGAAAGGGGGCUCGCUCGGCUCUGUUGAUUACCAAGGGUUUCAAGGAUCUCUUGAAGAUUAGCAACCAGUCUCGGCCAAAGAUCUUUGAUCUGACCGUCGCCCGACCAGAGCUCCUCUACCAAUCUGUCAUCGAAGUAGAUGAGCGAAUUACUUUAGAGGGCUAUGCUGAAGACCCCUCGCCAGUGGUAAUCGACACAUCUAACGACGAGACUCUUCAUGUUGGUCUCACCGGCGAGAUCAUUCGGGUGCUGAAAUCACCUGAUCUGAGUGUUGUGAAAGAAUCUUUGAAGAAGCUCUGGGAUGAAGGGUACAGGUCUUUAUCUGUGGUUCUAAUACAUUCAUAUGUGUACCCUGAACAUGAACGUCAAAUUGGGGCUCUUGCUCGAGAAAUGGGAUUCUCCGUCGUCGAAUCUGCCGCCCUGCAGCCCAUGAUCAAGGCUGUUCCGCGAGGAAUGUCUGCGACAGCAGAUGCCUACCUCACGCCAAUCAUUAAAUCCUACAUUCAGUCCAUAUCCGACAGCUUCAAAGGUGGCCUCGCUUCGUCAGACCUUCGUUGCGAAUUUAUGCAGUCUGAUGGAGGACUGGUGGACUUCCGAGGAUUCGGCGGCUUGAGAAGUAUUUUGUCUGGACCUGCAGGAGGCGUUGUUGGCUACGCUCAGACAUCUUGGGAUGCCGAGCAGCGGAAACCAGUUAUCGGCUUCGAUAUGGGUGGAACAUCGACAGAUUGUUCGCGAUUUGCUGGCAUCUAUGAGCAUGUUUUUGAGACUGUCACAGCUGGUAUUACCAUCCAGUCGCCGCAGCUGGAUAUCAUAACGUAA